UAACAACACUACAGAAAGCAGCUACACGUGCGGUUUGUGAUUCUGUAUGAAAAUACUUGCAUUAAAUAAGUUAUUAUAGCUAAAAACAAAUAGAAUUUAAGAGUGCUGGCAGUUGAUUCUGCUGCUAAAGGGCUGCACAAUUGGGACAGCCAUGAAUUUCGACGAUGAAGACAGACUAGAGCUGCAGCAUUUGGCUGGCGGUAACAUUGUUCAACAUGCGCCUGUUUUCUCCGAGCAGGGCAGAUUCAUCUUUGUGCGUUGCGGCCUCAAGGUGCAGGUGUUUGUUACCAGCACAGGAGAGUUGACACGUGAGCUCAACGAUGCAACGUCGCCAUUGAUCAGCUUGGAGCUGGAUGUUAAGCAGCCGGAGCUGCUCUUGGGCUGCACCAUCAAAGGACAACUCCUUCGCUGGCAUUGGCGCACGGGAGUCCUGCAGAAGAGUGUCGACAUAAAGCUGGGCAUUGAAAAUCAACAAAUACUGACAUGCAAUCUGUUGAAUCUAUACAAAGGAGGCGACACCGCGUGCGCCUUUGUGACGGUCAAGCGGAAGAGCGGGGAACAGCUCAGUUGGUUCGUGGUCAACACAACUACUGGCACUCCAAUCGACAUCAAUUGUGGCCUGAAAUUGAAGAUUCGCACACCUUUGGUGGACGUCAGCAAAGGCGUCUUUAAAUUUAUCAUAUUAGCACAAGGAUACUACGUUUACUUUCUCAACUAUGAGACUUGGAAGUUUUGGCGUUUUAAGAACGUAAAAAAAGCAAUGAUCACGUCUUUGCGUAUGAAUCCCAACGAAGAAAUGGCAGCCACUGGGGAUGAAAAUGGACGUGUUGUCGUCUGGCGUCAGUUUGAUCAACAUUCGACCGUAUUGUGUACGGAAUAUCAUUGGCAUGCCACGACCGUAACGAGCCUUGCCUUUUCACCAACUGGAAUAAGUUUCUAUAGUGCUGGCCUUGAAGCUGUGCUCGUCAAAUGGUCGCUGGCAAAUGAAAAGGAGCGAAAUUUUCUGCCACGCAUGUCUGCCAUUAUCAGGCACAUUGUGAUCAGUGAUGGGAAUGAGCAUGUGCUUGUCUGCACCGAUGACAAUGCCCUGCAGUUUGUUCGACCCAGCGAUAUGAGGCUUCAAUCGUCGCUGCAACAUUUCACCUAUGCACUGCAGGACAAAACAGGAAGAAGCAUGUUUCCACUUGGACUGUGCCUCAAUCCACGCACAAAUUCAAUGGUGCUCAAUGGACGCGUUGGACAAUUGCAGUUCUACUCGGCCUACACCAAGAGUUUGCUCUAUAAUCUGCGUGUGGUGGAUUCUAAUGUGAAUUCUCAUGAACAUGAGAGCAUCAUUUACAAUACGUGUGUCACGCGUGCCGCAUUCAACAUUAACUGGAUGGCCACCGGGGAGGAGUACAAUGAUCAGCUUAACUUUCCAGAGUUGCGACUCAAGUUUUGGCAAUAUCAUGAGAAAUUACAAACCUACCAGCUUAACACCAACAUUGAGCUGCCACACGAGCAUGGCUUCCAGGCCAUCAUCUUCUCGAAUCAAUUUCAGGUGAACAACUUACGCUGUGCCAGCGCUGGAAAGGAUAAUGUGAUCAAACUGUGGACUCUUGGAGAUUCGGAGAACAUUUACAAACGUGGCAUCAUGUGGAAUUGUGUGGCACAAACGAGUUACAAGCAACAGUCUCUGGAGUCCAUGUGUUUCUCCCAAGAUGGUUCAAUUCUGGCCGCAGGUUAUGGUCAUACUUUGGUGUUAUUUGAUGCACGAUCGCUGCGAUUGUUGCACGCAUUGAGCACCUCUGCUGGCUAUGAUGGUGUCGUGUCUAAGGCCCAACUGCGUCUGUCUCAAACUCCCGUCAACGGCACACGCUCGGAGCUCACACAGCAGCGUCAACAGCUUUGGAAUCUGCUGCAAACGCUGCUCAACAGCAACGAUCAAAAAUUGAUUCAAGAGGCGCGAAAAUUAAUGGCGAGUGCGCCGAGUGGAGAGUGCAAGGUCAGCGAAGAGCAGGCACCUAAGGAGACAGUCAAGGAAGCCGUCUAUAAGCACAUCAUGCAAAUGUCCGAACUUGGACUCCAUCAAAAGCUGCAAUUGCUGCGACGCUUUGGCAUUGAGUGCAACGUCCAUGCCAGCUGUCAAAUACGUCUCAAGUCGCAUCUACAAAGCUGUGUCGUGGAUCCUCUGGCAGCACAAAAGCGUCUCAAGGCGCUCCAGGCACGAUUGCAUCGCCUUCAGCCGUGUCAACGCUUUAAGGCGAAACUACGCCUGGUACGGUUGAAAAACCGCCGGUGGCACUACGAAAAGUUGGUGAGACAGGAGCUAUUGCCACUUUUCAGCGUGCUACAAUUAGAUGAGACCACAAAGCCGGCAACGACUCCGGCUAUCAAGCGCAAACAUUGGGAAUCAAAGCCGGCUAAACCUUUGGGAAAAGCGACUCCACUUCAAAGUUCUGCGCAGAUUUCACAUGUGCAAUUUGGAGCUGGCGCGCAGGCGCAUCUUGUGGCAAUUUGCACAGAAACGCGUGUGCUCAUCUGGAAUCUGAUGACGCUGCGUCUUCAGGCGGGCCUCAAGCUAUCCGUGCGUCAGUUGGCCUUUGAUCCACUUACCAAUCUUAUAGCUGCCGUCACACGCAAUGAUGAAUUGCACGUCUUCCAACCAAAUGUGCCACUGCCCGUCUAUCAACGCAGCAACUUGCCCAAGUUGCAUGGUCUUGUGUGGCUGCCACGUCGUCAGCCCAAACAGAGCUCCAUAAAUGUAGACUGGCAGGCGCAGUCUACACUCCACAUGCUUACCCACGACAAGGAGAUUGUAUAUUUGGCAAUGCCUGGUCAAAGCUUAACAGAUGAUGCCCCAGCUCCUAUAUCCUUUGCCCAGCAACCAGCCGGGGAUCAGCUGCUGCAAUAUGCCACCUUUGGCACCUUUGUGGCCAGACAAAAGACGGACGCGAUUACAGAGUUUGCACAGAAAAGCGGUCCAUUAAUUGUGGGACGUGGUGUGCACAGUGCAGUAAAUGCGCUUGUCAAUUUGUCCGCCCACACGAUGCCUGCGAUGAGCCUGAUCUGCGGCGAAUUCAUAAAAUCGCUCUUAACGCCUUCAGAGAGCGGAGCGCAGCAAAAUGGCGAUGCCGAAGAGACGCUCAGCAACGGUAAAUUAAAUGGCAAUGGGUACACUGGCAGCGACUUGGAUGAUCACGAGGCUGAGGAGGAGGCGGAAGACUACGAAGAAUCCACCACGGAGGUGAGAAAAAUAUUACUGGAGAAAAAUUCAGCACUGGAGAAGAUCAAUAUUAAAGAAGAAGAGCAACUGACGCUGGAUGCGAGAUUACAACGGGCUGCAAAGUUCACCGUAUAUCUGGACUUUUAAUGGUAGAAUUAUUUGACACACACCGUUCAGACAGUUCAGCGAACUUAAUUAUAUAAUUUAGUUGUUGUAACAAAUAUUAUUGAUUUUUUGUAUAAAAAUGCGACCCACAAUGAGUAACCGUUGUAUUAAAUAUAUAAACAAAAUGCAGUUAUUUUAAAAAAAAAGAUAUGCUUGA
Messenger RNA from Drosophila innubila, 3527 nucleotides. Its product is annotated as WD repeat-containing protein 75. Gene Ontology annotation, cellular component: nucleolus. Lineage: Eukaryota; Metazoa; Arthropoda; Insecta; Diptera; Drosophilidae. The coding region runs from base 152 to 3352 and encodes 1066 amino acids. The record is from RefSeq and is a predicted model, not a curated record. Gene Ontology annotation, molecular function: protein binding; RNA binding. The transcript is spliced from 7 exons. Gene Ontology annotation, biological process: positive regulation of rRNA processing; positive regulation of transcription by RNA polymerase I.